AUGGCUGACAAGGGUCUUGAGGAUGUGCCUGAGGGCCAGAUCGAGUCGAACUACGAUGAGACCGUCGACUCCUUCGAUGACAUGAACCUGAAGUCGGAGCUCCUUCGUGGUGUCUACGCCUACGGUUUCGAGCGUCCCUCCGCCAUCCAGCAGCGUGCCAUCAUGCCCGUCAUCAAGGGCCACGACGUCAUUGCUCAGGCUCAGUCCGGUACUGGCAAGACCGCCACCUUCUCCAUCUCUGUGCUCCAGAAGAUCGACACCAACGUCAAGGCUUGCCAGGCCCUCAUCCUUGCUCCCACCCGUGAGCUUGCCCAGCAGAUCCAGAAGGUCGUUGUCGCCAUCGGCGACUUCAUGAACAUUGAGUGCCACGCCUGCAUCGGUGGUACCAGCGUCCGUGACGACAUGAAGGCCCUCCAGGACGGCCCCCAGGUCGUUGUCGGUACCCCUGGCCGUGUCCACGACAUGAUCCAGCGCCGCUUCCUCAAGACCGACUCCAUGAAGAUGUUCGUCCUUGACGAGGCCGACGAGAUGCUUUCUCGCGGUUUCACCGAGCAGAUCUAUGACAUCUUCCAGCUCCUUCCCCAGAGCACCCAGGUCGUCCUUCUGUCCGCCACCAUGCCCCAGGACGUCCUUGAGGUCACUACCAAGUUCAUGCGCGACCCCGUCCGCAUUCUCGUCAAGAAGGACGAACUUACCCUUGAGGGUAUCAAGCAGUUCUACAUUGCCGUUGAGAAGGAGGAGUGGAAGCUCGACACCCUCUCCGACUUGUACGAGACCGUCACCAUCACCCAGGCCGUCAUCUUCUGCAACACCCGCAGAAAGGUCGACUGGCUCACCGACAAGCUCACUGCCCGUGACUUCACUGUCUCCGCCAUGCACGGCGAUAUGGACCAGGCUCAGCGUGACCUGAUUAUGAAGGAGUUCCGUUCCGGAUCUUCCCGUGUCCUGAUCGCCACUGACCUUCUGGCCCGUGGUAUCGAUGUCCAGCAGGUUUCCCUGGUCAUCAACUACGACCUUCCCGCCAACCGCGAGAACUACAUCCACCGCAUCGGUCGUGGUGGUCGUUUCGGACGUAAGGGUGUUGCCAUCAACUUCGUUACCGCCGAGGACGUCCGCAUGAUGAGAGAGAUUGAGCAGUUCUACAGCACCCAGAUUGAGGAGAUGCCCAUGAACGUUGCCGACCUCAUCUAA
Molecule: messenger RNA, 1191 nt
Organism: Colletotrichum fioriniae
Lineage: Eukaryota; Fungi; Ascomycota; Sordariomycetes; Glomerellales; Glomerellaceae
Gene: TIF1
Product: translation initiation factor eIF4A
Molecular function (GO): ATP binding; RNA helicase activity; RNA binding
Source: RefSeq, a predicted model, not a curated record